UGAUUGGAAUCCGCCGACCAUGUUUUCUCCAUAAAGAUUAUAUAAUCGCCGCCUGGGUUUUCUCCGUCCUCUCCUGUUGUUGUGUGUUUGUAGGACGACAGCCUUCAGUUCUCUCUCUUUGGCUCUUUGUUCAUCUUCUUCGUCUCUGUCUGCGUCUCAGCUACGGAUUUUAUUCUGUGAAUCGAUGGCGACUGAACCGCUUACUAAUGAGGCCAUUGCUCUCACCGAGAAGAAAGUCGACAUGGCUUUAGAUGAGAUUAUCAAAAUGUCCAAGAGCAAUGUGAAUAAAGGCAAGAAACAGAGGAGAGCACCGAACAAAAGCCAGAAUUCUUCUAAUGGUGCUGUGAAUGGGAGAUAUAAUAACGCCCUAAAAGUGCGGCGCUACAUGGAGUCACGGUCUGCUGUUAGACAGGGAGCGUUUGCUAAAAGAAGAACUAAUUUCCAAGGAAAUCAAUUUCCUGUUGCGUUUAACGCUGCUCGUAAAGCUGCUAAUGCUCUUCCAUGGCGUGGUAGACCUGUAAAUGCUGGCAGGACGGCUAAUGCAAAUCAAUCCAGGUUUGUGGCUCCCGCGGGUCAGAUUGCAAAGGGUUAUUAUAAUGACAAUGGGAAUGGCAAGCAGAAGCAGGAGAAGAGAGGGGAGGAGAUGGAGAGGAGGCAAGGGAGCGGAGGAGGGCAGAGACAGACACUGGACUCUCUGUUUGCUAACAUGAAGGAAGAGCGAAUGAGAUCACUUUCUCAGCAACGGCCACAGCAGAGGAGCAACGGAACCUUUGGAGUAAAACAGAGGGUUCCCUAUGGCAGAAGAUGGGGAAACUGAGACCUUGAUUGUCUUGAACUUUUAUAUCCGUUUUGUGGGUUUGUGUUUUCGGUGUUUGGUUUCAUUCUAAAAAAAAUAGUAGAAAAGCAUAUAUCCAUUGUGGAUUCUCCAAGCUUGAAUCUUUCGCGCCCCUUUGUAUUCGUUGAAAGUUCUUUUUUUAUAUAAAGGGUUUUGGAUUGGCGUU
Messenger RNA from Tarenaya hassleriana, 1001 nucleotides. RefSeq lists its product as uncharacterized. NCBI's taxonomy places the organism in Eukaryota, Viridiplantae, Streptophyta, Magnoliopsida, Brassicales, Cleomaceae. The record is from RefSeq and is a predicted model, not a curated record.